AUGGCGUCUCAAUCGAGUGCAGACAAGACGAAGUCUCGCCGGCAGGCGAAGCAGCAACACCGGGAGGAGAGGGCUUUGACCCUGCAGGAGAGGGAAAUGCACCGCUACUACCAGCCAUGGUUGGAUGCUCAAGGCUCGUCGGUCAAUGUCGCCGACCACGUUCAAGACCUCGCUCAAGUCGACGAUUUCGCCAUAAACACCCUCUCAGACAAGGGCUUCCGCGCCCUCUCUUCGCGCGACAAGACCCUCACUGCCUUUGCUCAACUCGCCGCCCUCCGUCUCAAUGUCCGCCGUGCCAUGGUCUCGCUGCUGGACUCGUCGCAUCAGUACAUCCUGGCCGAAGCCACUCGCACCCUCUCGCUAGUCGACGAUACACGGCAUGCCCAACACGAUGAGCUUUGGCUGGGAAACGCCGUUGUUGCACGCGACGACGCUGUGUGUCAAUGUGCCUUCACCAGGCAGUAUACAGUCAACGACGACAAUGGCCACCCCGUCACUGCUACUGCCGCUGUCAUGCCGGACUGUCGCUUGGACAAAGACUACAAAGAUAAGCCCUAUGUUGUUCAAGAGCCGGGUGUUCGCUUCUACGCUGGCGUUCCUAUCAGAUCCCGAUCUGGUCACAAUAUUGGCGUUUAUGCCGUAUCUCAUGACGCUCCUCGUGAGCCUCUGACCUACGAUGAGCUACGAUUCAUGCAAGAUAUCGCCGUUGCUGUUAUGGACCAUCUGGAAUGGGCAAGAGAUCGCGUCGAUCGGUACAAGGGAGAACGUAUAGUUCGUGGAAUGGCCGACUUCAUCGAAGGUGCCCCUGCCAUGCGCCCCACCAAGAAGGAGGACAUUUCUACAUCCUCCCUUGUAUCGCCUGAUGCAGUGAUCGAUCCGCCGUCCCGCACAAAGAAGGAUUCUCCAAAACAAUCUCAACCAAAGCGAACCGACAGUACAAAUAUGUCGCGUCUAUUCGACCGUGCCUCUCGCAUCUUGCGUGAAUCUACUCUUGCUGAAGGUGUCGUUUUCUUUGGUCCAACUGGCAAUAGUCCUGCCAAGCCGAAUUUGAGGUCCGCCAUGGCUGCACGUAACAAGUCGUCCAGUACUGAUGACGAGUCGCCCAAGCACCUUUCAGCCUCGGAUGCCGAUGUCAAUGACAUUGAGAAUUCUACUGACUCGGAUGCCACAUCCCAACUGCGCGUCGCCAAGAUCUUAGGGCUGUCUUUGGCCAACAAGAACGAUACCUCCCUCUUCCAUAACACCGCCCUGGGUGUUUCGACCUUGGAGAAUUAUUUCAAGCUGUAUCCUAGUGGCAAGAGUUUGCACUUCUCAGAGGCCGGUUCAGGACUUUCCUCUGACGAUAGUUCCAGUGAAAGUCCACUGUCUGCCAACGAAGAAUCUAAAUCUGGUCCUGAGACUGCUCAUUCGCGGAUCAUCGGUCGUAAGAAGCGAGUUCGUAUGAGCCACUCAGAGCUUCUAAAGCACCUACCCGCCGUGAAGAGCGUCAUAUUCCUUCCGCUGUGGGACUACGUUGAGGAGAAAAUUAUCGCUGGUUGCUUCCUCUGGACUUCGUCUACUGGCCGUAUGAUGAACUUGGAUGAUGACUUGUCGUACCUAAGGGCUUUUGGCAACACCAUCCUGAGUGAGGUCACGCGCAUGAACGCUCUCAAGGAUGACCGGGCGAAGACAACAUUUAUCGCAUCCAUGAGCCACGAGUUACGCUCCCCACUUCACGGCAUACUUGGCUCAGUUGAGUUUUUACAGGACACAGCUGCUGAUGCAUAUCAGGCUGGACUUAUCACUAGUAUUGCUACCUGUGGCAAGACACUUCUUGAUACGCUCGAUCACGUGCUGGAUCAUUCCAAGAUCAAUAGGCUUUCGAAAACACGCAUGAAGAAGAAUGCUAGAUCGAGUCGUCUCGCGACAGCUUCAGACUCUCCUACCGAAAGUCUAAACAUUUCCGCAGAUUUCGAUCUUGGAAUCGUGAUAGAAGAAGUCGUCGAGGCCGUCUGUGCUGGGCAUGCCUUCAAGAAGAUGCAUACUGGAGAUCUCAAGUCUAACGACGGUCCUGUCAUCACUUUGUCUCGACAUUCAUCUUCGGGGGUGAUUCCCACUGCCGAAGGUGGCAACCUUCAAGCUGGGGAAGUCGCUGUGCUACUCGACGUUAGCCCUCGCGCUAGUUGGAGAGUACGCACUCAGCCAGGUGCUCUACGAAGAAUCAUCAUGAACCUACUCGGCAACGCUCUCAAAUACACUUCAAAGGGGUGGGUUGCGGUUUCUCUCCGAGCCCAAGAGAGUUCGCAUCCCAACAAGAUGGAUGUGGUCUUCCGAGUCGUCGAUUCUGGCAAGGGUAUGUCAGAAGACUUCCAAAAGCAUCGCUUGUUCGUGCCGUUCAGCCAGGAAGAUACGUUCCAGCCGGGAACAGGUCUGGGUUUGAGCAUCGUCCGCCAAAUUGUCGAUUCACUGGGUGGCUCUAUCGACAUCAAGAGCAAGCAGAAUGUCGGUACCGAAAUCGACGUUCGCCUAAGUCUCCCUACAGCAGAGCCAGCUCUUGACGUUCCAGAUGAGGAAAUCACUUCGAUUGCUGCCAAGACCCGUGGUUUGAGACUUUGUCUGUUGGAUCCAAACGGUGAGAAGCAGAGGGACCAAAACGAUCAUAUUAGUCGACUUGACACAACUUUGUCAGAAGUCUGCUGGGGCUGGUUCGAGAUGGAGGUCACUAGAGCCAGCAGCCUUAAAGAUGCCGAUGCAGACAUAUUCAUGUACACGGAGCCCCCCUCGGUUGAGUAUCUACUGGAGCACCACGGCGUAAAUCCCAAAACUGGCAGUAACGGAGCAAGAGGAAAGGAAGUGCCCCUGAUCAUUGUCUGUCUCAAUGCUUCGGAGGCCAUUUCAAUUACUGCAAAUCACAUCAAGACACUAUCGGACCUCGGUCGCAUAGUUGAAGUGAUUCCACAGCCAUGUGGGCCUCGCAAGCUGGCAAAGGUGCUCAGCCACUGUGUCAAGCGCAUGGAAGAGACGUUCAACAAACCCAUGACGGCCGACAGGCAGCCGCAAUCACUGCCUCAUAGAUCAAGACUGGAAGACAUGGGCGCCGCAUCCGUCCUCGGGCUGCCAAGCAUGACCCUGCCACGUCUCAAUUCUAUGGAGGAGAAGAAGGAAUCUGCUCGCACUCGUGAGUACCUCCGCGACGUAACAUCCGAAGUCCCGCCAAGUACAGCGGUCGCAUUCCCGGACGAGAGUCGCAAUGCGAAUAGCGCCAGAACACUCAACGAGGAUCCACCCGCAGAUGCAGCGCCACAUCUACUGCUCGUGGAUGACAACCACAUCAAUUUGCAACUGCUGGUAAUGUUCAUGAAGAAGCACAAAUUCCCUUACCAAGAAGCCAUGAAUGGCCAAGAGGCAUUGGACAAGUACAUCGAACACAGCAGUGGAGAUCCCGAUAAGCCGCCCUUCGACUACAUCUUGAUGGACAUCAGCAUGCCCAUCAUGGACGGAUUCGAAGCCACACGCCGCAUUCGCGAAUUUGAGGCUAAGCAGAGCUUGUCGCACAAGGCAACCAUUAUCGCUCUGACCGGCCUGGCCAGCGCCGAAGCGCAAGCGGACGCCGCAUCUUCGGGCGUAGACAUCUACAUGCCCAAGCCCGUCAAGUUCCAGAAACUGAGACCUCUGCUUGAGAGAAAGAAGCCUGGAACCGAUUCAGGAAGGAGCACCCCCAGCACGCAAGAUGGAGCUGAAGCCAAGGGCAAGAGUUCAGAGAACCAAAGCUCUUGA
Molecule: messenger RNA, 3756 nt
Organism: Aureobasidium pullulans EXF-150
Lineage: Eukaryota; Fungi; Ascomycota; Dothideomycetes; Dothideales; Saccotheciaceae
Exons: 6
Coding region: 1-3756 (1251 amino acids)
Biological process (GO): phosphorelay signal transduction system; phosphorylation
Molecular function (GO): protein binding; phosphorelay sensor kinase activity
Source: RefSeq, a predicted model, not a curated record